AAUUUUUCUAAUUUUCAAAGUGUGCUCAAACUCUUUGGGUUGCAGUAUACAGGGUAUGAAAUUUUCUGUCAGUAUUAAAAAGUAUAUUUUUUGGUAUAUUUAAUGUGCUACAAAAAACGCGCUAGGUGAUUUUUCAUAACAUAUUGUCUAGUUCAACGUUUGUAAACAAAUAAAUAACCAUGUCGCUGGUGGCAGAUUAUAGCGAUUCCUCCGAAUCCGAAGAUGAUAGCAGUAGCCAAUCCUCUGGAGAUGAGGACAAAAAAAUAACUCCACCAGCAGAAAAGGAGAAGUCACCUCCUAAGUUGCCCAGUGCGAGUCAAGCUCUUUCCCAAGGAGCAGGCAAGGGAGAUGUUUUCGCCAAUCCCUUCCUGGAGGCGGAACUCCAAAAGACCGCCUCACUGGAACGACACGUAAAGAUGGUGGAUAACGAUGCACACCUGAAGUUAAAGAACGGUCUCAAGAUUUGCUGGAACUUUAGAAGGGGUCGCUGUCGCUUUGGGACCGGUUGUCAGUUUGCCCAUGACUCUGACUUGUCGGUGGAUGAAUCGGCAGAUCAAGCAGUGCCUGUGGCCAUGGAGGCUGUCCCGGUGAAUUCCAACAGACGCAAGCGUCCUGGACUGGGUGAUGCGCUGGAGCCGAGUAAGAGAGUCAUGAAGGCCUACAAGCAACAGAAUCCGCAAAAUCCGUUUGCCCGGCCCUAA
Drosophila eugracilis is the source of this 701-nucleotide messenger RNA. RefSeq lists its product as uncharacterized. The transcript is spliced from 2 exons. Gene Ontology annotation, molecular function: metal ion binding. NCBI's taxonomy places the organism in Eukaryota, Metazoa, Arthropoda, Insecta, Diptera, Drosophilidae. The record is from RefSeq and is a predicted model, not a curated record. The coding region runs from base 180 to 701 and encodes 173 amino acids.